AUGGCUAUCUAUUUCAAAUUUAUUAGCGCUAAAGACUAUGAUGCAAUUGCAGUAGAUAGUCCUGCUAUAUCUGUUAGUGCUUUAAAACGAAAAAUUUUUGAAUUCAAGGGUACUGAUUUUGAUCUUAAACGAAAAAUUUUUGAAUUCAAGUAUAAAUCUAAAAAUGGCUUGUGUAGGGGUACUGAUUUUGAUCUUGCCAUCAUUAAUGCCCAGACUAAUGAACAAUAUCUUGAUGAUAUGUUGAUUCCUAAAAAUACUGGUGUCUUGAUUCGCCGUGUUCCAGGAACCGGGCGUGGUAGCAAAAAGCCUAUUGAUACUGCAACUAUUGCUGUUACUGAACGGCAAAUUCCGCGGAGCAGGUCUAAAACUAUUGGUAGCACUGGUUCAUCCAGUUCCGCUACUGGUGCCUCUGUUAGUAGCAAACCUGCAUCCACAAAUACUGAUUCUGUUGGCGAAGGUUUUGAUAAUGGAGCUACUACCGGUUCUGUUAGUGUGAAAUCUAGUGUUGCUUCUGUUGGGAGCGGACCAGGUUCUUUUAGGGGAGAAGUUGGGGGUGGACGUGUGAAUGGCAGAGGUUCUGGGGUUGGAUAUGGCGGAUUGGAGAAGAAAACACCACCAGAAGGCUAUGUAUGUCACAGAUGUAGCAUGGCAGGGCAUUUUAUUCAACAUUGCCCAACAAAUGGCAAUCCUGGUUAUGAUUUCAAAAGAAUGAGGCCUCCUACUGUUUUGAAGGCAAAUGAUGCUGCUUUUGAGAAGGAAAUUUUUGGGUGCUUCCCUGCAAAGAAGUCAUCAUUAUGGCUUGCAAGUGAUCUUCCACCAGAACUUCUCUGCCCUCUGUGUAAGCAAGGAAUGAAAAAUGCUGUGAUGACUAGUAAAUGCUGUUUUAGUAGCUUUUGUGACAAGUGUAUUAGGGAUUAUCUAAUCGGUUGCAAGUUGAAGUGUGUGUGUGGAGCAACUGAUGUGCUUACGGAUCAUCUUAUUCCAAAUAUGACAUUAAGGGAUACAAUUAAUCGCAUUUUGGAGUCUGGUAGUGGCAGUAGCAGUAGCGGCACAAAUGUUCAAAGCAACUCUGUUAAAGUUACAAAAUCAGAGUCUCAAACCUCUUCAUCAUCUGAGAAAGAGCAGAAGCAAUCACCAUCACUUGCUAAGAUCGAAGACAAGUCAAAUAAUGGAAAAGCUGUUGAUGUUCCACACCCAUUGGCCAAGAAAGCGACGACUGCAAGAGCAGCUGAUGUAUCUGAAGUGACUACUGGGUCAAUAAGAAAGGAAGAGCCAGGGAACAAAGGAGAAAUGCGGCAAAAGGUGGUUUCAAAGAGGAAGAGAAAUUUUGAAGAUGUUGAUGCUGAGAGCUACAUGAUGCCCAUUAGCUCUUAUGCAUACAGCCCAUAUUGGGGUGGUAUGCAGGUGGGAAUGGGUUAUGGGUUUAACCCUUUUUAUAUGUCAUUCAGCGGUAUGAAUCAAUACUCUUUCUAUAUGCAGUGAAUGAAUGGCAUAAAAUGAAGCUGUGGGUGCAAAGUUCUCCCACUGACUUCUUUUAACAGCAAUCAUUAGCCUUGUUUUUUUUUUUUGUAAAAGAGUAACAAAUCAAUAAUCAUACAAUAGAUAUCUAGUUAUGGAA
Molecule: messenger RNA, 1618 nt
Organism: Jatropha curcas
Lineage: Eukaryota; Viridiplantae; Streptophyta; Magnoliopsida; Malpighiales; Euphorbiaceae
Source: RefSeq, a predicted model, not a curated record